This is a messenger RNA of Xenia sp. Carnegie-2017, 1110 nucleotides long. Its product is annotated as SCO-spondin-like. The record is from RefSeq and is a predicted model, not a curated record. NCBI's taxonomy places the organism in Eukaryota, Metazoa, Cnidaria, Anthozoa, Malacalcyonacea, Xeniidae. Gene Ontology annotation, molecular function: protein binding. The transcript has 9 exons. Bases 292 to 1035 code for a protein of 247 amino acids.
AACCACAUCAUUUACUACACAGACAACCCCUGUUGGAUCAACAACCCAUUCAACAACAGCCAAACCUUCGAAGUCACAACGACUUCCAGUCCUUCAUGCAUAUACAAUGGAACAAGAUACCAGAUUUUUGAAUCAUUCCAAAGAGGCGAUUGUGAAACGUGUCAGUGUGAAAAAUCUCUUAAAGUAGUGUGUGUUGCUUCUUGUAAUAUUCCCGUUUGUCCUGAGGGCCAGGAACUAGUUGAUGAAAAUGCACAAUCGUGUUGUUACUGUCAAAAAAAAUGUCGUGAGGGAAUGCUUUAUAAAAGUUGUUCUUGCAAGAAAACCUGCCAGAAUACGUCAUGUGACAAGUCAUCGUGCGUUCCCGGAUGUCAAUGUCCUGAUGGAACGUUUGACAAUGGUAUAAGUUGUGUUGGUCUUGACCAAUGUCAUUGUGUGGUAAAUGGAAAAAUUAUGAAGCCUAAUGAAACAUGGACAGAGGGUGAAUGUUUGACAUGUAAAUGCAGCAAUGGAAAGCCAAAAUGUCAACGUCAUUGUAGGAUUACAAGUUGUCCAAAUGGUUAUGAACUUCGUACUCCAUUCAAUGAAUGUUGCAGAUGUGUACCAGUUACAAAAACACCCGUUACUACAAACGCACCACGACCCACAUAUCCACCUAAUCCGCCAUGCAACGUCGCUCAGAAGAAAGUGACUGUUCCAGACUCCAAUGGCUGUGUUGGAACGUUUUUAUACACAAGUUGCGUCGGUUUUUGUUCAUCGAAUGCCACGAUCGACUUGUUUUCCUAUCCUUAUGUUCAAACACAUUGUUUGUGUUGUCAGCCGUCUUCAAUUGCUAUUGAUCAAACAACUAUGAAGUGUGCAGAUAGAGUUUAUCAACACAAAUACAUGAUAAUAGAAUCAUGUCGAUGUACUGCCUGUGGCACCAAUCCCUUGAAGAAGGAAGAGCAAACCAUUUCUAAUAAUCUGAAACAUUUUGCUUGGAAACAAAAGUUCUCUAAGUUCGAAGAUUUUGUCAUUCACGCUAAUUAUGAACACUGAUUAUAGUCUGAGCGGUAACGUUAAUUAAAUACGACUUUAGGUUUAAAAUAAAUAGAUUAUAGAUGUUCUUUUUCA